Molecule: messenger RNA, 2320 nt
Organism: Pseudoliparis swirei
Lineage: Eukaryota; Metazoa; Chordata; Actinopteri; Perciformes; Liparidae
Product: protein delta homolog 1
Exons: 5
Coding region: 1-1158 (385 amino acids)
Biological process (GO): heterophilic cell-cell adhesion; establishment or maintenance of epithelial cell apical/basal polarity
Cellular component (GO): plasma membrane; protein-containing complex
Molecular function (GO): calcium ion binding
Source: RefSeq, a predicted model, not a curated record
AUGCAUCUCACAGCGGUGGUCUUCAUGGUGGUCGCGACGGGCAUCGCCAAAGGUUGGGACUGCAGCGCAGGGUGCAACACAGAAAAUGGGUUUUGUGAGAAGCCAGGGAAGUGCAGGUGCAAACCCGGAUGGCAAGGAGAGAACUGUGAGCAGUGCGUGUCCUUCCCCGGCUGCCGGCACGGCGCGUGUGAGAAGGCGUGGCAGUGUGUGUGCGAGGAGGGCUGGGGGGGCAGCCUGUGUGACCGAGAUACCCGCCUCUGCUCCUCCGGGCCUUGUGUUCGUAAUGCCACCUGCAUAGAGACAGGGGAGGGCGGAUACCUGUGCAUCUGUCCCCAUGGAUACGCUGGUGAAGACUGCCUCCUGAAGAGAGGAGCGUGUCUCACAAACAGCUCUCCUUGUCAGAAUGGAGGCUCGUGUCCAGAUGCUGGCGGCUCAGCGGGUCCCUCUUCCUGUUCAUGUCCCCCUGGAUCAUCCGGAGACUUCUGUGAGCUCACGGACCGCUGCCGGCCCAACCCCUGCCUCAACGGGGGCAACUGCACCGACCGCGGCCCGGCCUUCACCUGCGUCUGUCCGCUCGGCUUCGCCGGUUCCACCUGUGACGGCGCCGGCCUCUCGCCCUGCGCCGGCCGGCCCUGCGCCGACCGGGGGACGUGCGUCGGCCGGCCCGGCGGCACCUUCCGGUGCGUUUGCCACAAGUGGUUCACGGGUCCCGCGUGCUCCCUGCGGCACGGACCGAAGGCCCGGCCCGCGCCGGUGGGCGUCCGGCCGGUGGACCACAGAGUGUUUGCGCUGACGCCUCAGCACUACCCCCUCCACGCUCACACCUUCCGGAAGCUCCUCAGGCCGCCCGAGAGAGACCCGCUGAAGGUCGCCCUCAAGGAGACGGCCCGCCCCCCCGGCGUCCUCGUCGCCCACGGCCAACUCAUCUGCUUCGGCGUGCUGGCCCUGCUCACCUGCUUGGUGAUCCUGGGCACGGCGGGCAUCGUGUUCUUUGGCCGCUGUGAGGCGUGGCUGGCCAACGCCAAGUACAGCCAGCUCGUUCGCCAGCAGAGGGAACACCUGCUGAGCGAAGCCGGCGCCGCGGGGCGCUCGGUGAACGUCAUCCUGCCCGAGAAGAUCCGACUCGCCAGCUUUGGGAGGCAUUACACCUCCAUCUGAAUAAAACACCUCCACCGCUUUCCCUCUCACUCAUACAUGUUGUUACGGUGUCCUAUGACUGUUGUACAGUUGUGUAGAUAAAGUGAGUGACGCUAAAAUAUAUUGGCAUGUAUAAUCUAAUGGACUAACCGUGACAGUGGAUUGUACUCUUUAAAUGUAUAUCUAACAUUUAACUACCAAUUAAACAAUCAUGACAUUAUUGAAUAUGUUCUACCUUGAUAGCUGAUGUCACUGUGGUGUUUGUUAGAGCUUUGAAACACGUUGUAUAAUCAUGGGUUGAAUGCCUAAAAAAGAAAAAGUAAGUUGAUUUUAACGGAGCGUAUGCAACCAUGACUACUUUUAAUCAAACGAGGUAAUCAUACAGAAUUUUAGGAGGUCAGGAGCUUUUUGAUUGUCUCUUAAUUUGGCGAUGGCUGAGCCGGCAGCUCCGAGCUAACGGCGCGAACAGAAACCGAAGAUCGGGCGCGAUGCUCCCGUGACGACACUCUCGGUGUGUAAGGUCGUGUUGGCAGGUCAACUCUUUGUAUCCGUGGCAUGACUCGUCGCCUGCUGUCUCAAUCCCAGACUCCUUCACGGUGCCUCGGUGUUCCCGUUAACGUUGGCGUUCCAGAGGUCGUGCGCCGUACGUCUCCCAGCACAGACGGUCACCGGCGUGUCGCGUCUCCACGACGAGACGCCUGCACUCCAGUUUGAGGGGGAAAGUUAUUCAUGACUGCUGAUGUAUGGGAAACAAGAAAAACACAUUCCUGUCACCCAGUUCAGAUAAAGUGCGGAGCAUAUUUAAUGUAACAUAUUCAAAUUCAGCAAUUGCUGAUUGCUUAAUUGAUUGCUUAAUUGCUUAUUUUUUAUGAUGCUAAGCCCCAAUUCGGCCCCUCAACGAUCUGUGAGAAGACGCUGUUAAUGUCUAUUACAAUUUUCUGAUAGGGUAAUAAAUAGUAAUAAAUACAACCUGUUUUCUCACACGAUUUAUUUUUCAGGUUGUAAAUGACAUUGUGCAGUGGUAAUAUAUGAAUGAUUUUAAAUGUGGCAUUUCUAGGGGCAGUAGUGAUUGUAACAGUUCUGACAAUAUUUAUUAUAGUCCGAGAAUAUUUGCUGUUGGGAUCAGGCCGGAUACUGUGUGUUGUCUGUUGAUUGUUUUUAAUAAAAGCAGUAUCGCAAUCAC